Messenger RNA from Cyprinodon tularosa, 1579 nucleotides. It is a transcript of the gene psmc1b, whose product is annotated as proteasome 26S subunit, ATPase 1b. Gene Ontology annotation, cellular component: proteasome regulatory particle, base subcomplex. Gene Ontology annotation, biological process: proteasome-mediated ubiquitin-dependent protein catabolic process. NCBI's taxonomy places the organism in Eukaryota, Metazoa, Chordata, Actinopteri, Cyprinodontiformes, Cyprinodontidae. The record is from RefSeq and is a predicted model, not a curated record. Gene Ontology annotation, molecular function: proteasome-activating activity; ATP hydrolysis activity; ATP binding. Bases 85 to 1407 code for a protein of 440 amino acids. The transcript is spliced from 11 exons.
ACACACUAUAGGUCGUCGCAUGGUUUUGUCGUUUUCUAUAUUCUUGCCCUGUUUCGUGACGCCAUCUUUAGUCGACAAGAAACGAUGGGUCAAAGUCAGAGUGGAGGCCAUGGUCCAGGAGGAGGCAAGAAGGAUGACAAGGAUAAGAAGAAGAAGUAUGAACCUCCCAUUCCCACCAGAGUGGGCAAAAAGAAGAAGAAGACAAAGGGUCCCGACGCCGCUAGCAAACUUCCACUCGUUACGCCUCACACUCAGUGCCGUCUAAAGCUGCUGAAGCAGGAACGGAUUAAAGACUACCUGCUGAUGGAGGAGGAGUUCAUCAGGAACCAGGAGCAGAUGAAGCCUCUAGAAGAGAAACAGGAGGAGGAAAGGUCAAAGGUGGACGAUCUGCGAGGAACCCCCAUGUCAGUAGGCACUCUGGAAGAAAUCAUUGAUGACAACCACGCCAUUGUGUCCACCUCAGUGGGAUCAGAGCAUUAUGUCAGCAUCCUGUCCUUUGUGGACAAAGACCUGCUGGAGCCUGGCUGCUCCGUCCUGCUAAACCACAAGGUUCAUGCUGUGAUUGGGGUUCUGAUGGACGACACCGACCCCUUAGUGACUGUGAUGAAAGUGGAAAAAGCUCCUCAAGAAACCUACGCUGACAUAGGCGGACUGGACAAUCAGAUCCAGGAGAUUAAGGAGUCUGUGGAGUUGCCACUCACACAUCCUGAAUACUACGAGGAGAUGGGCAUCAAGCCUCCCAAAGGGGUCAUCCUUUAUGGACCCCCUGGCACAGGCAAGACUCUGCUUGCCAAAGCUGUGGCCAAUCAGACCUCAGCCACCUUCCUGCGCGUGGUUGGCUCGGAGCUGAUCCAGAAGUACCUCGGAGACGGACCCAAGCUUGUGCGAGAGCUCUUCAGGGUGGCAGAGGAGCACGCCCCGUCCAUCGUCUUCAUCGACGAGAUCGACGCCAUCGGCACCAAGAGGUACGACUCGAACUCUGGGGGUGAAAGAGAGAUCCAGAGGACCAUGCUGGAGUUGCUCAACCAGCUGGACGGCUUCGAUUCCCGGGGAGACGUCAAAGUGAUCAUGGCCACCAAUCGGAUAGAAACGCUGGACCCGGCCCUCAUCCGACCCGGGAGAAUCGACAGAAAGAUCGAGUUUCCUCUGCCGGAUGAGAAGACCAAAAGAAGAAUCUUCCAGAUCCACACCAGCCGGAUGACUGUAGCAGAUGACGUCACCCUGGAUGACCUCAUCCUGGCAAAAGACGACUUAUCAGGAGCAGACAUUAAGGCCAUCUGCACAGAGGCAGGCCUCAUGGCGCUGAGAGAGCGCCGCAUGAAAGUCACCAACGAAGACUUCAAAAAGUCCAAGGAGAACGUCCUGUACAAGAAGCAGGAGGGCACACCGGAGGGCCUUUACCUUUAACGCCCAGAGCUUGUUAUCGUUUUCGUUCCUCCCACACCAACCCUUCCUUCUCCAUUUAUCAGGGUGAGGAACAGCGACAUCAGCUUUUGUGCACGUCAUGUUUUGCUCCAUCCCACUCCCCUGUUAUUGUUAUUUGUUAAAACAGUUAAUAAAAGUGAUAAAUAGAAACCAU